Molecule: messenger RNA, 836 nt
Organism: Galdieria sulphuraria
Lineage: Eukaryota; Rhodophyta; Bangiophyceae; Galdieriales; Galdieriaceae
Product: mitotic spindle assembly checkpoint protein MAD2 isoform 2
Exons: 4
Coding region: 105-716 (203 amino acids)
Biological process (GO): mitotic spindle assembly checkpoint signaling
Cellular component (GO): kinetochore; cytoplasm; nucleoplasm
Source: RefSeq, a predicted model, not a curated record
UAUUGAAGCUGAACAGUGUCUCAGUUGGCUGCUUCAAAUGGGAUUCUGCUAAGCGCCAACGAGUCAAUUCAAUUUUGGAUACAGAAAAUCUUUAAAUUGUGAACAUGUCUUACAGUGAAAGCCAACCUUCUGUGACUCUAAGAGGUUCAACUGAAGUAGUAUCUGACUUUUUCGUGUACAGUGUAAACAGUAUACUUUACCAGCGUGGUAUAUAUCCUGCAGAGCAAUUUUCAAGAGUCAACAAGUAUGGACUCACGAUUCUUGUGACUAACGACAAUGAACUUAACAAGUAUCUGCACUCAGUUUUGGGACAACUAAAAGAGUGGACUUUACAAUCCAAAGUACAGAAGUUGGUCUUAGUUAUAUGUAGCGUCGAAACCGGAAGGGUUUUGGAACGUUGGCAGUUCAACAUAGAGAUAACAAACAAUAAAGAUAAUUAUAAUAGUAACGUUGAUAGCGAUGAGCAGCAAAUUGUUUCUCAGAUCCAAGCAGUAAUUCGACAAAUUACUGCAAGCGUUACUUUUCUACCCCUAUUAGAUGAACCUUGCACCUUUGACAUGUUAAUUUACACAGAUGUUGAUGUACAAAUACCAGAAACUUGGGAAGAAUCGGAUCCAAAGAUCAUUAUCAAUCAGAAAGAAGUGAAGCUUCGUUCCUUUACAACUAAAGUACACAAGGUUGAAACAAUGGUGUCGUAUGCAACAGAUAUUCAUUAGAAAUGGCGAUGCCGCUUAACAAAUUCGAACUUUUUAGUUGUGACCAUUUUUUAUACUCUUUUCUUCUGUUAAAGCCGACAUAAUAAAUGUCAUGUAGUCAGCCUUACGGAUUGAUCUAGU